Messenger RNA from Anopheles aquasalis, 1465 nucleotides. RefSeq lists its product as uncharacterized. Gene Ontology annotation, molecular function: N-acetyltransferase activity. NCBI's taxonomy places the organism in Eukaryota, Metazoa, Arthropoda, Insecta, Diptera, Culicidae. The record is from RefSeq and is a predicted model, not a curated record.
UGAGAAGCGGCCAGGCAGCACAUCGACUGGCGUGUUUGGCUAACGCAAGCCUCGAUAAAGCUCGACAGUAGUUGGCACGCGAGUAAGGUGUUGUUUGAACGGGCACGUGUUCGAAGCACACUCGGAUAAGUGCAGUGCAGCGGUAAUCUCUCCUGUUGCUAAGUGACGUACCACCCCGUAUGACUACUACUGUACAGAUGGUUCAUUCGCGUUUGCCAUUAACGUGCUGGUAUCGGGUGACGAUAAAAAACAAUGUUGAUGGAGAUGGCAACAGUAUUGCGAAGUUACCGUUUCUUAUCUUGCCGCCACCGGGCACCAGAUGUGUUGGAGUAUGGUUCUAUCGGACGAUAUGCUAACGAUGAAACAUCCCAACGCGCAUGCGCUAAUCCGUCACAUAACUCCUGAUCAACCGCAUGCUCACAGCCGGCACCGCGCAGUCAGAACGCGGUGCGCGAGAAUCUUGUAUGUUGUUGUUAUCAAUUUCAUCCCGUCUGCGUGGACUAUCUAUCCUGCAAGCAUACUCUAAUAGCUGACAGACCUUUGAGCGGAGAGAACCGCGAGUGCCAUCGUCAGUGAUAGUCAAGAAGCUGAAGUGGAACCAGCUACACCAGAAGACUGCAACGAUGCCGUGGGAACGACCUGCUUCCGUGCCAUAUCCGAAUGUUUGGUGGACCUUCGAAGCACCGGAUCCGGAUCGUGAGGAUGGUGCGUUGGCCACGUAUCGGGUGGAAGAUGUGACCGAGGAUCGUUUCGAGGAUGUGAUGCAGCUGUACACCGAACACUUUCUGGAUGAUGAGCCCCUCUGUGCACAAAGUGGAAUCCGACAGGAUGCCGAGGCAUACGAGGAAACUAGGACGUUCUGGAUGCAUGCCUUUAGCGGGAAACUAACGAUCGUGUGCUACAAGGAGGGAUCGAAAGAGCUAGUCGGCGGUAACAUACUAGCGAUGUCGGUGGCCGGCGAUAAGGUGGACUAUAUGAAGCUCGUAAAAAAUAAGAAGCUGCAGAAACUCAUCGGAAUCAACGAAUACAUGAGCGAAGUGGUGGAUUUGUACGAGCGCUACGGUGUCGACAAGUAUCUGACCGCGUACGGUCUGACCGUUAGCAAGCGGUUCCGUGGUUUAGGGAUAGCCACGGAAAUGCUCAAAGCCCGCGUUCCCAUCUGCCGUGCCUUCGGAGUGAAGUUAUCGAGCACCAACUUCACAGCCAUUGGAUCGCAGAUUCCGGCGGCAAAGGUUGGCUUCAAGACAGAUCUCGAAAUGCCCUGUAAUGAAUUCGUCAAAGUCAACCCCACAUACACGCUGGACGGUAUCAAGAGCAAAAGUCUGAAGUUGAUGAGUUUGGUCAUCGAUGAACAACCAUAGUAACACGAAAGAAGUCUUUUUAUUGCCAUUUAGAAUCGUAGAAAACUUGCUUAGCAAAAAAAGUGAAUAUAUCCAGUGAAUAAAUGGCAAAGCGUCCGAGAUUA